Molecule: messenger RNA, 1954 nt
Organism: Bemisia tabaci
Lineage: Eukaryota; Metazoa; Arthropoda; Insecta; Hemiptera; Aleyrodidae
Source: RefSeq, a predicted model, not a curated record
AUCAAGACGCGCACGUGUUCGUCGCGUUCGUCUGCCGGUCGUGUGUCCGCGUGUUUUCGCAGUUCGGUGUGUGACAGCCUGGUGUGUUCCGCUACCGUCGUACGAGAUCGAUUGGUGUGUGAUCGUGAUCGGAUUUUCGCGGUUUUUUGUGAAAGUUGUGUUUUGGUUGUUUUUGAGUGUUUUUGGUUUUGUCUCGCCGCCCCUCUCGGCGUUAAGGAUACUUGGCCGGUUGCAUUUUCGCCCUUUUUCGGAGGAUUAUUGGACUAGAGUCUGCGAACGUUUCAGUACCUCACUUGAUCUAAGGAUUGACACCGUGGCAGGAUGCUGAAGUGGCUGGUCGCGCACAGCCUACACAAGCUCCCUCGUGGAUGAGUGGUUUUUUAAUUGUUCAAUUCGUUCCACAUGCUCAGUUUGCCAUUAACGUCAUUCGCAGACGGGAGCGGUGAUUUACGAAUGGGUGAGGCGGCGGGAUGCUGAAGUGGCUGGCCCGCCCAAGGACGCCUCCAGAUCUCGUCACAGAUGACCCAUUGGCCACAAUAGCUCCCGAUGCCCAGCCUCACGUUUACGCCGUCAGCAGGAUCAACCCUUUAUUCGUGGAGGAGGAUUCGGGGAACGAGGAGAGUCUAGCGCCGCGACGGAAGCUGACCAGCUCGGGCUAUGGCAGCAAACUCUCCUCCUCUCGAACCGAGCGAACGACCAGCGGGACGACGAGCAGCCAGAGCCAGCAGAGCCGCGACGUCAGCCAGACCCGCGAUCUUACAAUUAGCCAGACCCGCGACACCAGCCAUAGCCGCGACGGUAGCCAAAGAAGCUCGCUGGAUCCGGAGCGAGAGCACGCUCCGAUCCAGGUGAUCGAGCAGAACCCGGCCUUCGUCAAGAGCAUCCAGGUCUCCUUCAAAGGCGUCUGCGCCAAGAAGCACUGCCCGCUGGCCCUCUCCACCAUCCCCGAGGGCAAGGUCGACUACUGCAUCCCCCGCCCCGUUUGGCCGAGAUAUGAGAAUCGACAACGCAAACCGCCCUCCGUGUAUGCUGACGAAAGCAUCUACUGGUACUCCAGUCUGUCGCAGAAGGCGCCGGACGCGCGCUAUGCGCUGGAGCCACGCAAAGCCGCCAUGUACGAGCGCGAGCAGAAGUCGGCUUGCGAGAUCCUGCGGGACCUCUCGUCGACGAUCGACCAGGCCGCGGACCCGGCGCAGGCCGCCAACCCGGAGGACGUCCUCCGCCACCUCAAGCGCACCAUCAACAAGUCCCUCGAGCUCCUCUCCUCGGAGACCGCCCUACGCCGCCUCUCCGAGUCGAUGCGCGAGAGCGACACGGUGAUCACCAUGAACCGGGCCCUCAGCCGCUCCAGCUCCGUCAACGAGUGGUCCUUCUCCGAGACGGACCCCGGGCGCCUGGAGCUCCUCCGGCGGCUCGGCAAGUUCGACGGCUCCCUCUACGACCCGGUGCGGCAGUCCUCGAGCAGCUCCACGUCCUCCGGCUUCUCGGACCUGACGCUCUCGCCGCAGUCGUCGGCCUCCUCGGCGGAGUCCGCGUCGCCGGGGUCCCGGCCGCGGUACCCGGUCUUCGUCCACGACAACGUCGCCCAGGUCCCCAACGGGCUCCGCAACGCCGUCCUCUACGGCUCCCUCUCGGGCGUCGAGUACGAGAAGCUCCGGCUCCCGGAGCUCCAGCCGCACCUCGACGCCGGGCCCCGGCCCCGCGAGAUCGAGCCCGAGACCAAGACUGAAAAACUAGAUUAUGGUUACCGUGGUCCGGACUUCACGCUGGACGUGCACCAGGCGGAGAAGCUGAUGCUGCGGAUCGCGGCGGACAAGAAGCGACGAUGCUGGUGCCGGAUCAGCGUCUCCCUCCUGGGCCUUGCCUUCCUCCUCUUCUCGGUCAUGAGUUUCAGCAUGAUGCUCACACGCGGACAGCGCCUCUUCGGGUCCCUCUAGCACCUCACCCCCCCCCC